Molecule: messenger RNA, 2930 nt
Organism: Notechis scutatus (mainland tiger snake)
Lineage: Eukaryota; Metazoa; Chordata; Lepidosauria; Squamata; Elapidae
Source: RefSeq, a predicted model, not a curated record
GUUAAUGGAGAGGCAUAGAUGUCAAAGGAACAAUUUGGUUUUUUUGUGUGUGUCUGGUUUGUUUCACCACCACCUAUGGCUGCUUUGUUUUAGGUCCAUCUAGAAUGUCUCCGAAGUCUCAACAACCCAGUCGAGGAGCCAAGAACAUGUCUUCCCCAACCAACCGACCCAUGGAAGUCUCUGCUGCAUCUCCUACAGUGGGCCGUCUCUAUGCUUCUCGUUCACCGAAGACUGCCUCAACUGUUCUACUCUCUUCCCAAGAUCCCCCUGUGGGACCAACUAUCCCUAUUGUUCCUGCAUCACCGUCUGAGUCAAGGACUACCAAGGAAUCAAGUGCUUCCCCAUCUUCACCUAAAGUCCCAACAUCUAUCCCAGUAACUGCUGCUGAAGUUAAAGAGGUGCCUAGCUCUGCCACCAGAGAAGAUGGAAGGACCUCAGACUUGGUCAAACAGACUAGCAAAGGUCUCCAAAAUGAGCAGAAGAGAAAUCAGCUUGAGGAGUUGAGGAAGUUUGGAGCCCAGUUUAAGUUACAGCCCAGCUCUUCUCCAGAGGCCACCCAUGACCCCUUCCAGCCAAAGGAGUCUCUUGAAGGGAAAGGAAAAGACAAACUGCCAGAGGUGUUGGUUGGGGUAGGCAGCUCGUGUGAAGUGUCUGAAGAGUCUCCCAAGCCCAGCCUGGAUUUCUGUGAAGACAGCAGCAAGGAGGAGAAAGGAUCCUCUGAGGGCAUGGAAUGCCAGACCCAGACAGCCAGUCCUCUGGGUAAAGGGGAAGCAGAGGACAAGGAAAAUGGUCCUGUCUCAGAGCAGGUGAAGAAAUCAACAUUGAAUCCUAAUGCAAAAGAAUUCAACCCCUUAAAGACGCUUCUUUCUGUGAACAAAUCAACAAGUACGCCUACAUCACCGGGGCCACGCACCCAUUCUACACCCUCCAUCUCAGUGAUUACCCCAGGGCAAAGUGGCAUGUACAGCACACAAUAUAUUUCUUACAUCCCACAGAUUCACAUGAGCCCAACUGUGCAGGCACCUCAGAUGUACCCCUACCCUGUUUCCAAUUCUGUGCCUGGACAGCAGGGGAAAUACCGAGCUAAAGGGUCUCUACCUCCCCAGCGUUCAGACCAGCACCAGCCCAACUCAGCUCCUCCCAUUAUGCAAGCAGCAGCAGCUGCAGGGCCCCCUCUGGUAGCUGCUACUCCAUACUCUUCAUACAUCUACAAUCCCCAGCAGUUCACAGGACAGCCUGCUAUGAUGCAGCCCAUGGCCCACUAUUCCUCGCAGCCUGUGUUUGCCCCCAUGCUGCAGAAUAACCCCCGUAUGAUGACAUCUGGCAGUCACCCCCAAGCUAUUGUCUCAUCAUCUACUCCACAGUAUCCUCCAGCAGAACAACCUACGCCCCAAACUCUUUAUGCCACAGUGCAUCAGUCGUAUUCUCAUCAUGCCACACAGCUGCAUCCACAUCAGCCUCAACCAGCUACCACACCCACGGGCAACCAGCAGCAAACACAACAUGCUGCCCCCAGCCCUGUGCAGCACCAAGCUGGACAGUCCCCUCAUUUGGCCAGUGCUCAGCAGCAGAACCUGUACCACACAGCUACACUGACAGCUACGCCACCAUCCAUAACCCCGGGGCCCAGCGCUCAGUCUCCACAGAGCGGUUUCCCACAGCCAGCAGUUUAUGCCAUUCAUGCCCAUCAGCAGCUGCAGCACGGAUACACCAACAUGGCCCAUGUCACUCAGGCCCAUGUCCAGACUGGAAUUGCAGCUGCCCCACCACCUCACCCUGGAGCUCCCCAAGUCAUGUUACUGCAUCCCUCACAGACUCAUGGUGGACCCCCUCAAGGUGUGCCCCAGAGUGGUGUGCCCACCCUUUCCGCCUCCACACCAUCCCCCUACACAUACAUAGGGCACCACCAAGUUCAGUCUCAUCCCUCCCAGCAGCUUCCAUUCCACACCCCUGGGAAUUGAUGUCCAUGCUUCUCCCUGUGACCUGAGACCCCAGCCAGCUAUGGCUGUUGCUGAACCCCCCAAGCCUGGGCCAUCCCUUGUGCCCCUGAAGGGAUGCAGUCUGGCCCAGCCCCUCUUGGCAAGCACCUUCCUUUCAGUUGGUUUAGUGAAGCCUGCCCAGGGUAUUGUUGACCAGUGGGAUGGAGCAAGACCCCUUUCCAUUGCUCAGAGGAGGGCAGGGUUUAAUUUCUGUUAUUUAUAACUCCAUUGGGGUUCCUAGAGCAAAUGCCACUUUCCCACAUUAACUUGACAAGGACAUGACCAUAUGGACAAAUCUUGACUUUUUAUUAAGUUAAAAUAUUUAAAAAGUUAAAAUAAAAAUUUAAACUAACUAAUGUUGGGCUUGGGGUUGAAUGUGUGGGAGGGCCAGUUUGUAAGCAACAAUCCUUAAUUGUGGUUCUGCAGCAUCAGAGGAAAACUUUGUGACCUGUUCAGCAUACAUAGCUCAACCAGACUUGAAGAACUGUUUUGGAAUUCAGUGUUGUCUAGCAGCAUAAUUUUCCUCUCUGAAAAUAGAUCACCAAGGAUUAGUAGUUUGAGUGACAGUGAAACAGAUCCUAAAGCAGUACUUUUUAGUGCUGGGGUUAUCCUGUGAAUGCAGUUACACACCAAAUUAAAAUUUUAAUUGAUGCUUUUAUUGGAAUCAAUAACAAAUUAAAUUUAAGGACUUUGGGGAUUCAAUUUGGCCUCUGCAGGAGUCUUAGUUACAUUUUUUUUUCAGUUACAAAAAGGGAAAACAAGGAUGAUGGUGUGAUUGAGAUGUUAAAUCUAUUUCUAGAGACCAUUUUGAAUCACUUAAAAGUCCUGGUUUUAUGCCUCAGCUAGUCACCAUCAGAAUUAUUUUAAAACAAGCACAGGUUAAGUUGAGUGUUGUGGACCAUGAGCUUUUUGCUGCUCUUCAAUGAAAUUCAGUUUUCAUUUGUCAACCUG